Molecule: messenger RNA, 651 nt
Organism: Saxophila tyrrhenica
Lineage: Eukaryota; Fungi; Ascomycota; Dothideomycetes; Mycosphaerellales; Extremaceae
Gene: rpc25
Product: DNA-directed RNA polymerase III complex subunit Rpc25
Exons: 2
Coding region: 1-651 (216 amino acids)
Biological process (GO): DNA-templated transcription; transcription initiation at RNA polymerase III promoter
Cellular component (GO): RNA polymerase III complex
Source: RefSeq, a predicted model, not a curated record
AUGUAUCUCCUCGUCGCCCUCGCAGACUUGGUCGAGAUCCCACCCCAAGACCUCGAGAAACCCCCAGCGCGUGCAAUCGAGGACCUCAUCAACGCGAAAUUCGCCGAUAAGGUCAUCUUCGAAGUAGGCCUCUGCGUCGGCUUUCACUCAAUCAUCAAAUGCUCAGAAGGCAAAAUCGCAUCUGGAUCAGGCCAUGUAGCCGUCAACGUCGACUUCCGCCUUAUUGUCUACAGGCCGUUCAAAGGCGAGAUCGUUCACGGCACCAUCACUCACUCGAAUCCACGUGCUGGCGUCUACCUUUCCCAGGACUUCUUUGAGGAUAUUGUGGUGCCGCCUGAGACGCUGUUCGACGGCACCGCGUGGGGUGUUGACGACCAGGGUGUUGAGGCCUUCAUCUGGAACACGAACGACAACGAGUACUUCUUUGAUCGAGCGGAGAGCUGCCUCUUCCGGGUGGAGGAGGAGCAGUGGGUUGACAUGUCGCCCCAGACCAAGAGUCCUGGCGGUCAAUUCAUUGCAGAGGAUGCGCAGACCGAAGGCGAAAAGAAGAAGACGCCCUACCUGGUCAGAGGGAGUAUGAUGCUUUCCGGGCUGGGACCAACGCUAUGGUGGUCAGGGGAGCAGAUUGAGGGCGAGGAAGAUGGAGGUUAG